This is a messenger RNA of Myotis daubentonii (Daubenton's bat), 7564 nucleotides long. RefSeq names its product HHIP like 1 (gene HHIPL1). Gene Ontology annotation, cellular component: membrane. NCBI's taxonomy places the organism in Eukaryota, Metazoa, Chordata, Mammalia, Chiroptera, Vespertilionidae. The record is from RefSeq and is a predicted model, not a curated record.
GGCGUCCAGGGGGCCGGGCCGGGCCGGGGCGGAGCGGGGCGGCGGCGGCAUGGCGGGACGGCGGGCCGGGCCCCGGGCCGGAGCGCUGCUGGCGCUGCUGGCCUUGCGGGCGCUCGGGGCGGCGGCGCACCCGCAGUGCCUGGACUUCAGGCCGCCCUUCCGGCCGCCGCAGCCGCUGAGCUUCUGCGCGCAGUACUCGGCCUUCGGCUGCUGCGCGCCCGAGCGGGACGCCGCGCUGGGCCGCCGCUUCUGGGCGCUGGCGGCGCGCGUGGACGCGGGCGUGUGGGCCGAGUGCGCCGGCUACGCGCUCGACCUGCUGUGCCAGGAAUGCUCGCCCUACGCAGCCCACCUCUAUGACGCCGAGGACCCGUCCACGCCCCUGCGCACCCUGCCUGGGCUCUGCGAGGACUACUGCCUGGACAUGUGGCAGACCUGCCGGGGCCUGUUCCGCCACCUGUCGCCCGACCGCAAGCUCUGGGCCCUGGAGGGCGACCGCGCCAAGUUCUGCCGCUACCUGUCCCUGGACGACACGGACUACUGCUUCCCUCGCCUGCUGGUCAACGAGAACCUCAACUCGAACCUGGGCCGCGUGGUGGCCGACGCCAAGGGCUGCCUGCAGCUGUGCCUGGAGGAGGUGGCCAACGGGCUGCGCAACCCCGUGGCCAUGGUCCACGCCCAGGACGGCACCCACCGCUUCUUCGUGGCCGAGCAGGUGGGGCUGGUGUGGGCCUACCUGCCCGACCGCUCCCGGGUGGAGAAACCCUUCCUGAACAUCAGCCGGGCGGUGCUCACCUCGCCCUGGGAGGGCGACGAGCGGGGCUUCCUGGGCAUGGCCUUCCACCCCCGCUUCCGGCACAACGGCAGGCUCUACGUCUACUACUCCGUGGGGGUCGACUUCCACGAGUGGAUCCGCAUCAGCGAGUUCAGGGUCACGGAGAACGACACCAACGCCGUGGACCACAGCUCUGAGAGGGUAAUCCUGGAGAUUGAAGAACCAGCCGCGAACCACAACGGGGGCCAGCUGCUCUUUGGGGACGAUGGGCACCUCUACAUCUUCACCGGAGAUGGCGGGAUGGCCGGAGACCCCUUUGGGAAGUUUGGAAAUGCCCAAAACAAGUCGGCGCUGCUGGGCAAGGUGCUGCGCAUCCACGUGGACGGCACUGAGCGCGGCCCGCCCUACCGCGUCCCGCCCGACAACCCGUUCGUGGGCGACCCCGCCGCGCGGCCCGAGGUCUACGCCCUGGGGGUGCGCAACAUGUGGCGCUGCUCCUUCGACCGCGGCGACCCGGCGUCGGGCGCGGGCCGCGGGCGCCUCUUCUGCGGCGACGUGGGUCAGAACAAGUUCGAGGAGGUGGACCUGGUGGAGCGCGGCCGCAACUACGGCUGGCGCGCGCGCGAGGGCUUCGAGUGCUACGACCUCAAGCUGUGCGCCAACGCCUCCCUGGAUGAUGUGCUGCCCAUAUUCGCCUACCCACACAAGCUGGGCAAGUCGGUCACCGGCGGCUACGUGUACCGGGGCUGCGAGUACCCCAACCUGAACGGCCUCUACAUUUUCGGCGAUUUCAUGAGUGGGCGCCUGAUGUCCCUCCGAGAGAGCCCGGGGCCGGGCCAGUGGCAGUACAGCGAGCUCUGCAUGGGCCGCGGCCAGACCUGCGAGUUCCCGGGCCUCAUCAACAACUACUACCCACACAUCAUCUCCUUCGCGGAGGACGAGGCCGGGGAGCUGUACUUCAUGUCCACGGGCGUGCCGAGUGCCACAGCAGCUCGUGGGGUCAUCUACAAGAUCAUCGACCCCUCCAGACGGGCACCCCCUGGCAAGUGUCAGAUCCAGCCCGCCCAGGUGACGGUGAGGAGCCGCCUCAUCCGCUUUGUGCCCAAAGAAAAGUUCAUCCGGAGGGCUGAGAGCACCCCAGGGCCCACAGCGCCCGCGCCCACGCCCACGAAGGUGCCCAGCCGCCGCCGCCCCACAGCCCCUCCCCCCGGGCCCACCCUGCGCCCAGCGAGGCCCACCCUGCGCCCAGCAAGGCCCACCCUGCGCCCAGCAAGGCCCACCCCGAGCCCAGCGAGGCCCACUCGGCGGCCUGGCGGCCGGAGGGUCAGCGGCCGGCGGCGGGGCCAGCCUGGCACCGAGAACUCUGCGCCCUUGAAUGGGGCCGUGCGCCUGGUGCGGCCCGCGGGCCUGAGCCCGGGCCGCGGGCGUGUGGAGGUGUUUGCAGGCGGGCGUUGGGGCACGGUGUGCGACGACGGCUGGGACAUAAAGGCCGCCGCCGUGGUGUGCCGCCAGCUGGGCUUUGCCCACACCGUGCGGGCCACCAAGGGCGCGGAGUUCGGGGAGGGCCGCGCGCUGCCCAUCCUGCUGGACGACGUGCGCUGCGCGGGCGAUGAGAAGACCCUGCUGGAGUGCAGGCACAGGGGCCUGGGCACGCACAACUGCCGACACGAGGAGGACGCGGGCGUCAUAUGCAGCCAUCAGGACCCCGACCGCGGGCGAGGGUAGGGGUCCGGCCCGGCUGUCCUGCCUCGGGUCGGAGCCUGGCAGGGCCCUCCACCCGUGUGUGCCUGGGGCGUGCGCCGGAGGGAGGGUGGAGGCGGCCAUGGGUGUCGUGUAGAGGGUGGCGCAUCUGAAUGCGGCUCUCACUGAGGUGUGCACGGUGCACGGUGUUCUCUGUGUGUCCCUGUUCACGUGUCCCGUGUGUGCGGGGCCCGGGCCCUGCAGGGUUGGUCCUGGUCUUUUCUUGCCUCCGAGCAGCGGCAUGAACACCGUCUGGCCUGGGGACCCUGAGCACUGAGGGCAGCCACCCCUUAAGGACAGACAUGGCCCCUGGCUGUGUUAACAGAGGCCAGGCUGGUGGACCGGGGGAGGGGACCAGGCCUGCCCUGCCAGGGCUGGAGCAGAAGGCCCCAGAGCAGCCGAGGAAUGUGUGGCUGAGGAGUGUGGCCCCGCAGUCAGAGGCGCUGCGGAGAGCGGGAAGGCAUCGUGGCUGCCCCCAUGAGGGUCAGGCUGCCUGGGAGGAAGCAGUGUCUGGGGGAGGGCGGGCUGGCUGGGGGGGACUGGGUGACCCUGGGGCAGUGGUCGGCAAACUCAUUAGUCAACAGAGCCCAAUAUCAACAGUACAACGAUUGAAAUUUCUUUUGAGAGCUAAAUUUUUUAAACUUAAACUAUAUAGGUAGGUACAUUGUUAUUAACUUAAUUAGGGUGCUCCUAAGCUGGCCUUUGCUAAAAAAUGUCCUCAAUCUGAUUGAGGUACGUUUGCUGAGGUCGACCCCUUCCAACUCUCCUAUCCUCAACUCGUGCAUGAAUCGCGAGCCCCUCCCCCUCGCUGCGUAUCCCGGGGCCCGCCUGCGCCCCGUCUCCCUUUGCCCGACUGACCCACACCCCCCACUUCUUCUAACGCUGCCUCUUCAAAAUAGACUCGCCCGGGCCGAAAACCGACUUCUGCGCGUGGGCCACCAAGUUUCAGUCGCACUGUACGUGCGCGCCCGCACGUGGUAUUUUGUGGAAGAGCCACACUCAAGGGGCCAAAGAGCCACAUGUGGCUCGCGAGCCGCGGUUUGCCAACCACUGCCCUGGGGGAAGCCUCCUGGUCGCCUGGGACCUCAUCAUGACAUUGGGCCCCUGUGGAUACUUUGGGGGGCGGGGGACGGUUGUGUGUACUGGGACACCCAUCCCUAAGGCUUGAGUCUGCCCUGCUCCUCAGGACAAGCCACCAGCCCCUCCUAGUUCCCAGGUCCCAAGUCCCAGGUCCCAGGUGAGUGGGGGGCUCCAGGCUUCUCCGCUCACCUUCAGGACUGCAUCCCAGCCUGUGGGCCACCUGUGUGACCUCCAAGCCCAGCCCUGCUCAGUGAGCCCUCCCUUCCCGCCAGCCCCACGAGGGGUGACCGGGGCUGGGGCCCAGUGAGACUACUGAAGCUCUGUCUCCAGGGCCUGUGCCGCCAUGUGACUGUUUACAACCCCUUCCUGCCUCUUUCUCGGCGCCCCGCCUGCCUGGGAGUUGGUGUGGGGGCCGACUCUGCAGCCUCUCUCUGAGUCUCUGUGACCACGGGUGGCCUUGGCCCUGGCUUGUGCCAGGCCUGUGGAGGGGCGUCAGGGACAUAAGCAGAUGGUCACUGGGCAGUGAGAGCGGAGUGGGCACUAGGGGCCGUGUGGCGGCCAAGGAACCAGCUCCGAGUGUAGAGUCCGGGCUGCGGGGCCACCUCUCCGACUCCUACCUCUGCCCUGAGCUGGGCGUCCUGGGCCCCGGCCCUCGUGGCGUGUCGGGCCCCGUUGAGCCCCUGGUGGAAACCUCCAUUAGCCCCGCCACAGCGUGUCACCUCUGUGCUGGUCACCGCUGCGAGACCGCACAGCAACGAAGGUGCACAGAGGCUAGACAUCUUAAAUGGGGGCACCCCGACAGGGAGGGAAGAAACCAAACUUGAACCCAAGCAGCCUAGCCCCCGGGCCUGCCGGCACCCUCGCCACUGCACUCCCAAGAACGCUCCGCUGCGCCCAGAAAGGUCGGCUUGGUGCCUUCCCACCCUCCAUCCAGCCAAACUCCUCACUGUGCAGAGGGGAGCGCAGUCCUGGAGGCUGUGAGGGCCUGUGGCUGUGAAGGCUGAGCCGAGACCAGAGCCCGGAAGGUGCGGGGGCCCUCCAGGCUCUCAGAGCAGGCAGCACCCUGGCCUGCCCAUCAGCGGGACAGAGCUCUUGGUCCCGCUGACCCAGCGUCAGGGGGUAGGUUGCAGCAGCCUCUGCCUCCUCUUCCUGGGCUCCUCCGUGCCCCUCCCCGUGCUGCCCAGCUCCCCUCUUCAUUUCACAGCCUGGAGGCUGGGAGGCCACAAGGUGGGGCCUGGGAGGCGGGGCAGAAUGAUGGGGAGCAUCUCGGCACCGACAGUCUGGGUUACCAGGUGGGCUCCUUGGCACCUUCCCAGGGGGUGGAGAGGAGUGGUCCGGCCCUCAGCUGGGGCCCUGGGCAUCACUGCUGUUGCUGGGGUAACCGGGGGAGUCCAGGCUUCUCCACGCCUCUGGACAGCGCUGGCCUCAGCCUGCCAGUCCUCUGGUCAGGGCGCUCCCCUCCCCCAGGCUCCAAACAAGGCUCGGGCUGCGGACUCCUGGGAAGGAAGUUGACAACAGAAUCGCUGCUCCUGAAUAGUGCACACUCCACAGGCCUGGCCGAGCCAGGGCCAGGCCAUCCGUGGUCAGGGUGGACGGCUGACGUUUGUUGAGCACUUACUACCUGCUAGGCACUGCUCCUAUUAUUCACUCAUUUAAUCCUCAUCUUUUUCUUAAUACAAAUUUUAACAUUUUGUGUUGAAUUUAUUAGGGUGACAUUGGUUAAUAAAACGAUAUACAGAAGGUCCUCUGGUUACGUCAGAGAUCCGUCCCUAUGGUGCAAAGUAACACGAUUUUCGCCCUAAGUCGGAACCCACCUACAUAAGCACCUACGUCACUCACAUGGAGCACAGACACAGCAGUAAUGAAGUGAAACAGUAAAAAAAAAAAAAUUUUAAAGAUAACAAUUCCUGACCUUUACUUGUGGUAAAUAAAUAAUAAAAAACAUAAAGCACAUAUGUACAUACAUCAAAAUGACAGAACUUUUUUUUUUUAUAAAUAAAUGGGAGAUGGCGACGUAACCACGAAACGAUGUACAUUGAGUCCAACGAGGACUGCCUGUAUAUCCUAAGAACCCCGAAACACCCAUCAGAAAGAAUGUAUGCACCCCUACGUUCAUAGUAGCACAAUUUACAGUAGCUAAGAUCUGGAAACAGCCCGAAUGCCCAUCAGGAGAUAAGUGGCUAAGAAAGCUGAGAUACAUUUAUGCCAUUGGAAUACAGUAUUUCUAGAAGUGGGGUCAUUGGGUCAAAUUUAAGCAGAAUCACCUGCAGGGCUGGUUAAAACACAAGUUGCCGAGUCCUAUCAGAGUUUUUGACUCCUAAGUGUUGGUGGGCCUGAGAAUUUGCAUUGUGACCCUGGGUGAUGCUGAUGUGGGUGCCUAGGGGCCACACUUUGAGAACCAUUGCCUAUGCCACUGCUGUCCAACAGAAAUGUAAUGUGAGCCACACAGGUCAUUCAGAUUUUCUGGCAGCCCUGUUAUAAAAGCGAAAAGAAACAGGUGACAUGAAUUUUAAUAAGAAUUUCAUUUCACCCGACAUAUUCAGAAAUUAUCAUUUUAACAGGUAAUCAAUAUAAAAAUAGCAAUGAGAUUGACAUUCCUUUUGUAUUAAAUUGAUGGGAUCCGGUGUGUGUCUUUACACACACAGCCCGUCUCAGUUUGGACUACUUAUGCUGCAAGUGCGUGAUAGUCACAUGUGACCAAAUGAUUUCCUGGCGAGCCAGAGGUUCCCCACCCCUCUAGGCGGGGAGGGGUGGGGGCAGAGGAGAGCCCGGUGAUUGGCCAGGUGCUUCCCAGCGGCGCCCUCUGCUGGUAGCUGGCUGUGCUGCCAGCCAGGCUCAUUCCCCACCCUAUCACAGGAGCGCUGAGAGGAUCGGAUGAGCCGGCUGGGCGGAGGGGAGGGGACACUGUUGACGCCCCAGCAGGGACAGGCGCGCUCUGUUGACAGAAAUGCCAGGUUGAGCCAUGGCCACAUUGAUCCAGAAGUCUCUGGUGUUGACCUGUGCAGCAGAGACUAUUAACGAACACCCACUCAUCUUAUUAGGUCUAGCUGGAUAGCCUCCCACUCCCACUUGCAUCCUGCGGCUGCUCCAGGCCUGUCUCAUGGGGGACCCAGACUGUGGCCUCAACAGUUCAGGACCUGGCCCUGCCCUCCUUGCCCUCAAAGGACAAUUGUUCGGGGUCCUCCCUUCACACUGCCUCCAACCCCUGGAGCUUUCGCAGCCCAGAAAGGGCUGAGACCUCUCCGCCUCCCUUGGCCCCGCAGCCUGGGCAACCAGAGGUCUCCUGUAUGCGCCUGCGGCUGCUGCUCACCGCCACACGGGGGCGCGCCAUCUACUGGCCCUUCGGGGAGGUCGUUCCUGGUCCCCGUUCCAGAAAGGACGCCCUGGCUGUCAUCCCAGGGGCAGAAAUCCUGUCUCUUCUGAGCUGGGCCCAGAUCUAAAGCUUGGCGCUGUCUGUCACCCCGCAGCCCCUACUCCCCUGACAGUCAUGUUCCUAAUGGGGACUGUGCUUGGCUGUACCUUUUCUGUUUUCCUGUCCCCCAACAUCCCCUGGACUGGCCCACGAGUGGGCAAGGGACAUGUCCUCUCCUCAGAAACCCAGCAGCAUUUGUCUUUGGGCGCCCCCUCGCCAACCCGGAGGAUCUUUAUCUGGACUAGGAGUGGGCACUGUGGUAGAGUGGGAACUUUUCAGCUCUGCUGUACUGGCUACAGACCCCAGCUACAAAUGAUAAAACAGCAUGCUGCUAGCUCAACCCCCUAAGAUGUGGUUUUAUCACCUUUGCAGUUUGCCCCCAGGAUAGCUGAAACCUGCGUUAUGUAAGUUUGCUGUUGUUCCAUUUAGCUUGCCAACUAGGAUGUGGUGUUAGUGCUUAAAAGCUGUUCUGCACCCGAGGUCAGGGCUGCUCUCUGGACUCCCUGCGUGGAGAAAGGGUGAGCAGUCACUGGCCAGUAAUAAAGGCUCCUAAAUUUUCA